CAUCCUCCUCGAUCGCAACCCAGACCCCCAAACCAGCAUACAGUCGCCACCAUGAAGCUUCACUACAUCGGCGUCAUCCGCAACCAAGAGAAGCCGGCGCACGAGCUCGUCAGCGAGAAGGAGUUGUCCGCCUACUCGCGAUUCACAAAGAACAACUAUGGCGAAUUCAUGACCCUCUUCUCCAAGACGAUCGCCGAGCGCACCGCCCCCGGCCAGCGCCAGUCCGUCGAAGAGCAGGACUACACCUUCCACGCUCUCGGCCGCAGCGAGGGCAUCUGCGGCAUCAUCAUCUCCGACCACCAAUACCCCAGCCUCGUAGCCCACCAGCUCCUCUCCAAGGUCGUCGACGAAUUCCUGGCCAAGCACCCCCGCUCCACCUGGUCCGCCGGCAACCCGACCCUCGCCUUCCCCGAGCUCAAGGACUACCUGUCCAAGUACCAGGACCCCCAGCAGGCCGACAGCAUCCUCAAGAUCCAGAAGGAGCUCGACGAGACCAAGAUUGUCCUGCACAAGACCAUCGAGUCCGUCCUGCAGCGCGGCGAGAAGAUUGAUGACCUCGUCGCCAAGAGCGAUGGCCUGAGCUCCCAGAGCAAAAUGUUUUACCAACAAGCCAAGAAGCAGAACUCAUGCUGCGUGCUGAUGUAGAGAUCGCCGAGGGCCGUAAUCAGUGUGUUCAGGCGAGAACGGACACAU
Molecule: messenger RNA, 693 nt
Organism: Verticillium dahliae VdLs.17
Lineage: Eukaryota; Fungi; Ascomycota; Sordariomycetes; Glomerellales; Plectosphaerellaceae
Product: synaptobrevin
Exons: 7
Coding region: 52-645 (197 amino acids)
Biological process (GO): endoplasmic reticulum to Golgi vesicle-mediated transport
Cellular component (GO): Golgi apparatus
Molecular function (GO): SNAP receptor activity
Source: RefSeq, a predicted model, not a curated record